Molecule: messenger RNA, 954 nt
Organism: Pteropus alecto (black flying fox)
Lineage: Eukaryota; Metazoa; Chordata; Mammalia; Chiroptera; Pteropodidae
Product: 60S ribosomal protein L17-like
Exons: 5
Biological process (GO): cytoplasmic translation
Cellular component (GO): ribosome; cytosolic large ribosomal subunit
Molecular function (GO): structural constituent of ribosome
Source: RefSeq, a predicted model, not a curated record
AUGGCAAAAUCUGGAACAUUGACUACACCAAAUGCUGGAGAGGAUAUGGAGCAACAGAAGCUCUGGUAUACUGCUGAUGGGAAUAAUCUUCCAUCAAAGGUCUCCAAGACUCCCUACCAGGUAUUCGUGAGCUUCUUCCUCCUUUUUACUGGAGGAGAAGCAGCCUGUGAAGCCAGGGACAACUUACAAACAGAGAGUUUUGGAGAAAAUGAUUCCAGCUUAGGAUCCAAACUUAGACCAGGGCAUAACAAAGAGCUCUACUGUGAAAAAGAAUCCAGACAUGGAGAUGAUGGCAACGUGGAAAGUGGAGGGACAGCAAGUUUACCAAAGCUUAUCUUCAUGAGACUGGGAUACAUGACAGCAGGUGAAACAGUUGACUCCAGCAUCUCAAAUAGUUUUGCUGCCCCAAACGGGGUGAUUCACUAUUCACUUGACCCAGAAAACCCAACAAAAUUAUGCAAAUCAAGAGGUUCAAACCUUCGUGUUCACUUUAAGAACACCUGUGAAACUGCCCAGGCCAUCAAGGGUGUGCAUACCAAGUAUCUGAAGGAUGUCACUUUACAGGAGCAAUGUGUGCCAUUCCGUCGUUACCAUGGUGGAGUUGGUAGGUGUGGCCAGGCCAAACAGUGGGGCUGAUUGCAGGGUCAGUGGCCCAAAAAGAGUGCUGAAUUUUUGCUGUACAUGAUUGAAAAUGCAAAGAGUAAAGCUGAACUUAAGGGUUUAAAUGUAGAUUCUCUGGUCAUUGAACACAUCCAGAGCAAAGCUCCCAAGAUGACUCGCAGAACUGACAGAGCUCGUAGGUGGAUUAACCCCUACAUGAGCUCUCCCUGCCGCACUGAGAUGAUCCUCACUGAAAAAGCAUAAAUUUUUCCUAAACCGGAAGAGCAGGUCACACAGAAGAAAAAGAUAUCCCAGAAGAAACUGAACAAACAAAAACUUAUGGCCCAGGAGUAA